AUGACCCCCGAGGAGUCGCUCGCCCUGAUCAAGGCCAACCUGGCCGAGGUGCUCAACCCCGAGAUCAUCGACAAUGUCGUCCUGAACGAGAAGAGACCACUCAAGGUCUACUGGGGUACCGCGACCACCGGAAAGCCUCACUGCGGAUACUUUGUUCCCAUUGUCAAGAUUGCCGAGCUGCUGGCCGCCGGCUGCCACGUCAAGAUCCUCCUCGCCGACAUUCAUGCCUACCUCGACAACAUGAAGGCACCGCUCGAGCUGGUCGAGCAGCGCUGCAAGUACUACGAGUUCAUCAUCAAGAGCCUGCUGCGCGCCGUCGGUGUCGACAUUUCCAAGCUCGAGUUCGUCAAGGGCAGCUCCUACCAACUGACACAGGAGUACACCAUGGACCGCUUCAAGCUCGAAGGUAUUACGAGGAUAUCCGUCGCCCAAAAGGCUGGCGCCGAGGUCGUCAAGCAGACCGACGACCCUGCGCUCGGUGGUCUCAUCUACCCCCUUAUGCAGGCUCUGGACGAGCAGUACCUUGACGUUGACGUCCAGAUUGGCGGUGUCGACCAGCGCAAGAUCUUCACGUUUGCCCUCGAGAACCUGCCGCGAAUCGGCUACAAGGUCCGCGCCCACCUGAUGAACACCAUGGUUCCGGGUCUGGGUCAGGCGCAAAAGAUGAGCUCGAGCGAGCCCGACUCCAAGAUUGACCUCCUGGACGCCCCCGAGGUGGUGGGCAAGAAGCUCAAGAAGGCCCACUGCGCCACCGGUGUCGUCGAGGGCAAUGGUGUCGUUGCUUUCGUGGAGCACGUCAUUUUCCGCGUCCAGGCGCUCAAGUCGGGAGGCAAGGCCAAAUUCAUUGUCGAGAGAGAACGGGACGGCAAGGAGCCGUUGGUCUACGAGGAUAUCGCAGACCUCAAGGCUGACUUUGAAAAGGAUAUUUUGACUCCCCAACUGCUCAAGGCGGCCCUUACCAAGGCGCUCAACGAGCUCCUGGCGCCCAUCCAGGCCGAAUACCAAGCCUCCGAGGAGUGGCAGAGAACCACGGAGCUGGCCUACCCGCCCGAGAAGAAGGCGGUGAACCCCAAGAAGGAGAAGAAGCAAAAGGGCGGCGACCCGGCCAUGCGCGAGGCGGCAGCGGCAGCCAGAGCCGCCAAGGCAGCCGAGAAGAAUGCGCCCGCCGACGCAUCGCACGGCAUCGAGACGUUGAAGAUUGAUGCCGAGACAAAGGCAGCAUAA
Messenger RNA from Pestalotiopsis fici W106-1, 1224 nucleotides. RefSeq names its product Tyrosine--tRNA ligase. The transcript is spliced from 2 exons. Gene Ontology annotation, biological process: tyrosyl-tRNA aminoacylation. Bases 1 to 1224 code for a protein of 407 amino acids. The record is from RefSeq and is a predicted model, not a curated record. Gene Ontology annotation, molecular function: tyrosine-tRNA ligase activity; ATP binding. Lineage: Eukaryota; Fungi; Ascomycota; Sordariomycetes; Amphisphaeriales; Sporocadaceae.